UGUUUCACCCUAAACCCCUCUGUCUCGUUGGUGACUCAUCUCCGUCUCUCACUGCACCAUCAACCCAGAGCCGGCGAAGCUUGCCGUUCGCGCCGCCGGAGGAGAGUUUACUGUUGCUUUCCUGUGAAGAUUUUGAGUCAAAGAACAUUUCGUGUUUGGUCACAUGAAAUGAUCUUUGGUUGAUAGUUUGUGUGGUAGCAGAGGAAUCUAUAUAGUCAUGAAGCUUAUUUCACUUGUCAGAAAUUUUCGUUCUCGCCAAUGUCAACCAAAGGCAACCUGGUCUGUGCAAGUGCGUUUCUUGCAACAAGACUCUGUCUCGAAAACUAAACCCAAGAAAUACAAAUACCCAUCAGUUUAUGAUCCUUAUGGUCCUAGACCCCAGCCUUCAAACAAAAUCGUGGAGCUAGCUGAGCGUAUAGCUGCAUUAUCUCCAGAAGAACGGCAACAAAUUGGUCCUGCACUCAAUGAACACCUGAGGCUUCCGAAACAACAGAUGAUUUCAUCGGAAGGCUUGAGUCUUGGAGCAAAACAAGAUGCCGGAGCCGGGAAAGCAGAGGAGAAGAAGGAGAAGACGACUUUUGAUGUGAAGCUGGAGAAGUUUAAUGCAUCUGAUAAGAUCAAAGUGAUAAAAGAAGUGAGAACAUUCACGAGUUUGGGUCUAAAGGAGGCAAAAGAGCUUGUCGAGAAAGUCCCGGCUGUUCUUAAGCUAGGAGUGACAAAGGAAGAAGCUAAUGAAAUCAUAGCGAAGAUCAAAGCUGUAGGUGGAGUUGCAGUUAUGGAGUAAGUGACUUUUGACACUUCAAUUGUGUCUGUUUGAUUUGCUUUUUGGUAUUGUGAUCACAUCUUGGUACGUACGGUAGAUGUUAUGUAAUAACAAAUCAAUUAGUCAUUGAGUCUUCAAAAACUUCACUCAGUUUCCAAUUCCAUCUUUGUAUUUUGCAAGUGACUUUCUAUAAGCUGCGGCCAAUUUUUUUUUA
This is a messenger RNA of Capsella rubella, 977 nucleotides long. Its product is annotated as 50S ribosomal protein L7/L12. Gene Ontology annotation, biological process: translation. The transcript is spliced from 2 exons. Gene Ontology annotation, molecular function: structural constituent of ribosome. The record is from RefSeq and is a predicted model, not a curated record. Bases 218 to 784 code for a protein of 188 amino acids. Gene Ontology annotation, cellular component: ribosome. Lineage: Eukaryota; Viridiplantae; Streptophyta; Magnoliopsida; Brassicales; Brassicaceae.